Messenger RNA from Porites evermanni, 4280 nucleotides. NCBI's taxonomy places the organism in Eukaryota, Metazoa, Cnidaria, Anthozoa, Scleractinia, Poritidae. The record is from the annotation of a GenBank genome assembly.
AUCCCCAAGAUCGCUUGUACAACUUGGAAGAAAAUUAUGGCACACCUGCUUGGAAUUAAGAACAACAGAUCUGUACACAGCCAACAUUUUCCACUUCUCGGCUCUUAUUCAAAAUCCAAGGUUCGCUAUAUUUUACAUAACUAUUACAAGUUUAUGUUCGUUAGAGAUCCGUUCGAGCGACUCUUAUCGGCCUACAAGGACAAAUUCACAAGACAAUCAGACUAUGUUUCCAAGAAAUAUUCUAAAAAGAUCCAGUGGUCAGUCAGAGAGAGACUGGGUUCUAGUGCGAGUGUCUUAGCGGACAAACAGGAAAUCAAAUUCUCUGAUUUCAUCCUGUAUUUGAUUGACGUCAACAGCAAAGGAGGCCCAUAUAACGAGCACUGGCAGCAUUAUGACAACCUGUGCCAUCCGUGCAAGAUUAAGUACGAUUUUAUUGGACAUUAUGAGACCUUAGAAGAGGACGCUCGGUUUGUCUUACACGACACAGGUGUCGAUCGCUUCGUCUCUUUUCCUCCUGUUCGUUUUACUAGUACCAAAGACAAAUUGGCACAAUAUUAUAGCAAGCUGCCAAGAACAGAUUUAUUGCGGCUUCAAAGAAUUUAUCAACGUGACUUUGAAAUGUUUGGAUAUAAUAAAAUCUUCAUGAGUUUCCAAUGAACUCGAACUCAGUAUCACUCUCAGUAGAUUGAUUGUAAUAAUUUUAGUUGGUUAUAAAAUAAAUUAAUAGAAUUUCCUAAUUCCUCGGGUUGCUCGUGUUCACAUACCAUGAUAAUAAAAAAUGGGGAAGAAAAUUUCCGGUUUUCACUUUCACGCCAUCAAAAAUGAGAAUCAAAAUUGCGCAAAAAAUAAAAUCCAAAAUCUCGAAAGUGAUCAGAGGUUAAUACCCGAAAACCCUUGCGAACAUUCUUUUUAUUUCAAUUUUUCAUACGCGAGAUAAUAAAAAAAUAUUGGAUGAGGUUUUUGUGAUAUCCGGAAUAAUCAAGGUCGAGGAAAGUGUUAUCAGCCGAGCCGAAGGCCGAGGCUGAUCACACUUACCGAGACCUUGAUUAUUUUGGAUAUCACAAAAACCGAAUCUUAUAAUUGUUUUAUUAUACAUUGUAAGAAAAUAACGACAAACACACCGUCGCAAGGAACCUGAAUUGAUAUAAUUGUUAUAGGAAGUCAUGCAUUGCGUGCGUAACCUACUGAUCAGUCAGUUAUCUGCCAGCAGAUAACUAACUUACCUCUAGGUUGCGCUGAUUUUCAAAAUUAGCUGUAGGCUUUUAGCCAAUGAGAAAAAAGAUAGUGAGUACAAUGUAUAAUAAUCAGAGUAAUGAUUUACCCAAAUUUCUAGAGCGUUUUCACACGACGUCACGGCGGCCAUUUUGGUGUCCCAAAACAAUGAAACGGCGGCCAUGUUGGUGUCCCAAACCAGUCCUGUGGAAGUUACUCUUUUCUCAUGCAAACACUUUCUUUUGUUCCAAUAAAUAUUCACAGCUGUUAGCCACGUGAGUGAAAACGCUUUUUAGAACUUUCUUUGGAGACGCCAUGUUGUUGCCCAUCUGGAUGGGCACCGACAAGGCGACCGGAAACCAACAGAAAUUUCUGUCACCGCUGAGUUUUGCUAUGAAAGAGUGAUUUCAUUUUUCGAGGAACUUAUAGACACUGAGAUAAUACUUUUAAUCAUCUAUAUACAAUGACUGUUCAUGUAGUAAAAUCCCCUCAAAAUAAGUUAUUUUUUUAAGACACAACUGCUUUCUCCGCCGCUGCUCAAAUAUUUUAUGAAAGUAAAAACUCAGAAGGAUCGAUAAUUUCUUUAUGUUGAACUUUGAUGGGGUCAUUUCAAAACCAGCAAUUGUCUUUCAAAAGGGCAGAAAAUUAAGGAGCUUUUUUCAGUGGUGUCUAAACUUCGUUUCUUUUUAGAUCCAUCUCGUACUAAACAUCUUACCACUCAAAAGAGUGAGUUUAGAGGUCAGUAGUAGACAAAGCAAAAUUUAAGAUGAAUACAACAGUAUUUUUAAUAUAAACCAAGGGUGAACUUUACAUUGCUUAUUAAAUAAUAGCGUGAUAGGCUAACGCGUUAGUGUCUUAUCGGAAAGAGUUGGAAUGUGUAAUUGCAGACGAUUGGUAUCACUUCGCAUAAGGUCUAUUUCAAAAACGCUUAUUUUUGUUUUUAUCAAAAGUGUCCUUAUAAAUGACCCAACGCCGAAAUUCUCCUAAAACACCAUGUUAACUAUUAAGACAAACAAAGCCAUGCAGUACAACCGUCCCUAUUUAUCUAAUAAUAAUAUCAAACUAUACUAUUCUGAAAAGUGAUUGGUAAAACUUUAAGCAAGUGAACACAGAUUCUGACAUCUCCUCACUGGAUCUCGAGGUUUUUUUGCCAGGACUUAACUUCGACUUUUUACACCGAAACAUAAGGGCAUUACGGUUUGCUUGCUCAACUGUGCAAGGGGAGUCAAGAGAGAGACCUCAGAACAUCUGAUAUUCUGGUUACUGCAACUCGAGCACACUUUUUUGUACAUUUCUUUGUUGCACGACUACCACGUGAAACUUUGUAGUUUCACUUUAUAUGGAGAACGUGAACGAAAGACAACAAUUUUCUUUUUCUUUUUCUGAUAUGACUUUUGAUACAGUCAUUUAGAGUUAAUUCCAGAAAAAUUCCCCAAUAUUUGACAAAUCGAAUGAAAUGGGAUAAGAGUCAGAUGAAGUUUGAAACGUCACUUUUAGAGUGACGUUUUCGCUGCCGAAGACGUCGUAACCAUAUAAUCCAGGCAUAAAUUGAUUAAGAAUCCGUCAGCAAAGCUUUGACGGGUGACGAAAAAAAGAUCCACAAAAUAUUGUUUAAACUGAAUUUAAAGACAUUUUUCUUGGUUUUCAGCUUUAACCUCCCUUCGUUUGGCGGAUGGUAUAGUAGAGGCAACGUCGGCGAAAUCUGAGGUAAGAAAAGUAAUAGCCUGCCGAACAAAGUAAUAGCCUGUGUCGUAUAGAGUGUUUUCACUCACGUGGCCAGCAUCUAUGCAAAUGUAUUGGAACAAAAGAAAGCGUUUGUAUAAGAAAAGAGUUCAACUCCCACAGGACUGGUUUGGGACACCAACAAGGCCGCGGUUUCAUUGCUUUGGGACACCAAAAUGGCCGUCGUGACGUCAUGUGAAAACACUCUGUACGUAAUUUAACAUCGGUCAGUUAGUUCCGGGCUCCCAAUGGACUCAACGAAUUACCAGCAGUCCAUUUCGAGUUUCCCUUCAUUCUUAUUGGUAAAUCGACAAUGGCUUUUUCAAAAGGCCAGUCAUACCACGUACUUAAAUUCUGGUAUACGAGUGGGGGCCCAGAACAAAGACAUCGGUGCUGUUUCGCAGACGGACUUAACCAGAGACGUUUCGUCUGUAGCGCAGGCCACAUCAGAGGUGGAGCAUUGUUUUUACCAAAUAGGUUUGUUAUGUCAACAACCAAGGAAUAAUUAAGUUUUGUUUCCUUGUUUGCAACUGCAGCUUGCUGCCUUCAUUCUAUCAAGACAGGAGAAACGCAAGUUCCUAAUAUCAUCUUACUGUAAAAAGACAAAAUCAAGCCCUUUGUUUCUACCAACUGGAAGUUUACUAAACCAUCUCAUAGUUGAUAACAAGCACAAGAUCCUAUACUGCUACAUCCCCAAGAUCGCUUGUACAACUUGGAAGAAAAUUAUGGCACACCUGCUUGGAAUUAAGAACAACAGAUCUGUACACAGCCAACAUUUUCCACUUCUCGGCUCUUAUUCAAAAUCCAAGGUUCGCUAUAUUUUACAUAACUAUUACAAGUUUAUGUUCGUUAGAGAUCCGUUCGAGCGACUCUUAUCGGCCUACAAGGACAAAUUCACAAGACAAUCAGACUAUGUUUCCAAGAAAUAUUCUAAAAAGAUCCAGUGGUCAGUCAGAGAGAGACUGGGUUCUAGUGCGAGUGUCUUAGCGGACAAACAGGAAAUCAAAUUCUCUGAUUUCAUCCUGUAUUUGAUUGACGUCAACAGCAAAGGAGGCCCAUAUAACGAGCACUGGCAGCAUUAUGACAACCUGUGCCAUCCGUGCAAGAUUAAGUACGAUUUUAUUGGACAUUAUGAGACCUUAGAAGAGGACGCUCGGUUUGUCUUACACGACACAGGUGUCGAUCGCUUCGUCUCUUUUCCUCCUGUUCGUUUUACUAGUACCAAAGACAAAUUGGCACAAUAUUAUAGCAAGCUGCCAAGAACAGAUUUAUUGCGGCUUCAAAGAAUUUAUCAACGUGACUUUGAAAUGUUUGGAUAUAAUAAAAUCUUCAUGAGUUUCCAAUGA